UUGCUCGAAAUCUUUGUUAUUCUUUCAAGGGCUAGCGGAAGCGUGCAGUACGCUGUCGCCAAAUUACUUCAGUUUUGUUGUUUAAGGAUUGCCCGAAAUGGCUACCACUGUGCGGAGAACAAUAUUUGUUGCGGCUCACCGGGCGCUUGUCCCGACAACAAUCAACCUACGCAGGAUAAGUUCGGUCGUCUAACCGCUUGCACUUCUCGAAAUGGCAAUACGUGCCCAGCUGGGUCACAGUGUAUGGCCACAAACAUUUUCUCUCAACGGCUCUGUUGCGAACAGACAACUGAAUUUCUUUUCCACACUAUGCUCUCCUAUCAGAUAGAAGACCACCUGCCUGGACUACUCAGUACCCUAUCCGAGUUCACGAUUCCCCCAGAAAUGCAAUCUAGGAGAGCCGUGGCAAUGUGGUGA
Molecule: messenger RNA, 417 nt
Organism: Cooperia oncophora
Lineage: Eukaryota; Metazoa; Nematoda; Chromadorea; Rhabditida; Trichostrongylidae
Source: the annotation of a GenBank genome assembly